AUGAAGAUCUUCGUGAAGACCCUGACCCGCAAGACCAUCACUCUUGAGGUUGAACCCAGUGAUACUAUCGAGAACGUCAAAGCCAAAAUCCAGGAGAAGGAAGCAUCCAGAAAGAGUCCACUGCACUUGGUGAUGUGUCUGCGGGGGGGUCUCAUCGAGACUUCCCUUAGCCAAUUGAUUCAGAAGUACAACUCUGACAAGAUGAUCUGCCGCAAGUGUUAUGCCCGCCUGCACUCCCCCGUUGUAAACUGCCGUAAGAAGUGCGGCCACACCAACACUCUACGCCCCAAAAAGAAGGUCAAAUAA
This is a messenger RNA of Dromiciops gliroides (monito del monte), 306 nucleotides long. RefSeq names its product ubiquitin-60S ribosomal protein L40-like. The transcript has 3 exons. The record is from RefSeq and is a predicted model, not a curated record. Gene Ontology annotation, cellular component: cytoplasm; ribosome; nucleus. Bases 1 to 306 code for a protein of 101 amino acids. Gene Ontology annotation, biological process: protein ubiquitination; modification-dependent protein catabolic process; translation. NCBI's taxonomy places the organism in Eukaryota, Metazoa, Chordata, Mammalia, Microbiotheria, Microbiotheriidae. Gene Ontology annotation, molecular function: protein tag activity; structural constituent of ribosome; ubiquitin protein ligase binding.